AUGAAGAAGGAAGCUAUUCAGGACCAUAAAUUUGAUUUCGUAAAUGUUUAUGACUUUGAAAAAAAGGAUUGUCUGCAUAAAAUGAAAUAUAGUAAGAUAUUUUUUAUCGUCUUAAAAUCUGUGCUGGUAUAUAUCGCAGAUCUGUGGACAGCUUGUGCUUUAUUACUUACGGAUAAAUGGGGUAGCGCCAUAAAUCCCGAGAUAUCAUUUUCAAUUUCAAAAUGGAUUUUUGUCGGUUCAAUAGUUAUAUCUUAUAUACUUUUGUUUUGGGAAAUUAAAAAAGCUCAUGCUAUUGUUAUUUCCGGAGAUAUUUCUUUCGCUUUUACCAAUAUGAUCGCCUAUCGAUAUUUUGCUUUAACGAGUUAUGCUCAUUGGUGUUUUUUCGAGGCGAUAAGAGAGAGACAAAAAGGAUUAGAUAAAAUUGCAUUUUUCGUUUAUUUUGCAUUCAAAGGGUGGAAACGUCUUCUACUUUGUGAUGGGCCUCGCCAAGUGAUUAAUUUUAUAACGAUAAUUGGUUUUCUAAAAAAUAUAAAGUUUUCAACUGAUCCAGAUAAAUACGGUUCACUCUAUGCAAAAUCAGCUUUGGGAAUUAUGGCAUUCACAGUUUCAAUCUUCUUUAUUUCUCUUAGCUUACUGUUAUUCGCAUUUAUCCUAUAUUUACCUCUUCUUUGUUGCUAUGUGAAAGGGAAUUUAAAAGAAUACUGUUGUCGCAAAAUUGAUAAAAGAAUUGGUGAACUUCUUAAGAAACAACGAGAAAGGCGUACAAGAAUCGGAGCUAAAAUUUAUAAUGAUCAAAAACAAAAACAAGAGGAAUUUCUUAUUUCACCUAAACCAGCAAUUUAUAAUAAUAAUAAUUUUAGUCCUAAUUCUCAUAAUUCUUUAAAUAGUGACAAUUCUUUCUAUCCUACUGACCCACACAUACUAAAAAAUGGAAAACCUAUUUAUAGACAACCAAAUGAUCCAUAUCAGCAAAAACCUUUGUCAAUACAGAAUAAAAAUUAUUAUUCAAAUACUAAAAAAGAAUAUUUUUAUGAUCCAAUAUCUUCGGAUCAAAAUCAAAAUUCAUAUGGAUUUGAAACGCAAGCCGAGCACAAUAUUUCACCCGUAAAUAUAUCAAGUAAUACUUACACAACACAAAAUCCAUAUGUAAUGGAAACGCCAAUUGAGCACAAUAUUUUACCUGUAAAUAUUUCAAAUAAUACUUAUCUAACUGAUACAACACAAAAUCCAUAUGUAAUGGAAACGCCAAUUGAGCACAAUAUUUUACCUGUAAAUAUAUCAAAUAAUACUUAUCUAACUGAUACAACACAAAAUCCAUAUGUACCAAUUGAGCACAAUAUUUUACCUGUAAAUGUAUCAAAUAACAUUUAUUUGACUGAUACAACACAGAUUAAUUCUUCCCAAUUUACAGAAACUUAUCAAGAUAAAGUUUUACCAAAUAUAACUUCAACAUUAAAUGCAACAACUAUUACAACAAAGCAUGAAACAUCAUUUCCCAACUUUAUGCAUAAUCAAAAUCAUAUAAUUGAAGAAGAUAUAACUGAGCAAAGUUCAACAGUUAUUAGUAGUAAUGUUAGUAUUAACAGUGAAGGAAGUAAUGGAGGGCCUAUAAUUACUCUCAAUAAUAGUCCGCCAUUAUCGCCAUUAAUUGGUAGAUAUAGUACCGAUCGUAAAACGAAACGAAUCUACAGCAACUUUAGCAAUUAUAAAUUACAAGGUGGUGGAAAGUAA
This is a messenger RNA of Diversispora eburnea, 1731 nucleotides long. The record is from the annotation of a GenBank genome assembly. Lineage: Eukaryota; Fungi; Glomeromycota; Glomeromycetes; Diversisporales; Diversisporaceae.